GCAGACACGGUUACUGUGUGUGCUUAAGGCUGACAUGAAAGAAGGAAACUAGGGGUGGCUGAGAAAAAAAAUAAAAAAGUCACAGAGACAUAAAAGAGCCAACAAAAAAACUACUGCUGAGAAGAAGAAACACGCAUCAGAUUUUCACCACCACACCACAGAGAAUAGAGAAGAAGAAAACGAUCAAUUUCAUCACCACACUACUGAGAAAAAGAUGGAGUACAAAGUGACAGUGGCCACCGGGACUUCUGAAUAUUCAGGGACCAAUAAUUAUGUGUACGUGACUCUGAUUGGAGAGAAAGGAAAGAGCGAGAGGACGCUGCUGGACAAUCCUGGCCUGGACUUCUGCAGAGGAGCUGUGGAUGAUUACAUAGUUAAAAGCGAUACUGAUUUGGGCCCCCUGAUUCUGGUGCGACUGGAGAAGCAUAAGUACUUCAUAGAAGACAACUGGUUCUGCCGCUACGUGAAAGUCAGUGUACCUGGAGAAAGAUGUUGUUACACAUUUCCUUGUUACCGCUGGCUUGUGGGAGAUGGAGUGUUUGUAGAGCUCAGAGAAGGCACAGCCAAAAAGCUGAGCGAAGACAGUCUGCCGCUGGAAAUGGCUCACAGACAAUCAGAGCUUCAGGAGAGGCAGAAAACAUACAGAUGGGUUGCAUGGGCUCCUGGCAUUCCCAAAUGCAUUGAUGCAAAAAGUGAAGCUGAUCUGCCCCAGGACGCUCGAUUUGACAACGAGAAACGCAGUGAUUUUGAGGGAUCUCUUCAUUAUGCUCUGUUGGAGCUCUCACUGAAAAAAUUGGCAAUCCGGUUUGGAAAGUCCUGGAGUGACCUGGAGGAUUUCAGGAGGAUCUUCUGGAAACUAAGAAGCCCCAUAGCUGAAUACACCAUGGAGCACUGGAAAGAAGACUGGUUUUUUGCUUACCAGUUCUUGAACGGCUCAAACCCACGGAAUAUCACCAGAUUGAAAAAGGUGCCUUCAAACUUCCUUGUCACUGGAGACAUGGUUCAGUCAUCUCUGAUACCCACAACCACUCUGAAUGAGGAACUCAAGAAAGGAAACAUUUUCCUGGUUGAUCAUGCAAUACUGGAUGGGAUUCCUGCCAAUGUAAUCAGAAACAGCCCCCAGUAUAUUGCUGCCCCACUCUGCUUACUGUAUGAACACCCUGAGAAAGGGCUCAUUCCCAUCGCCAUACAGCUUGAACAGAAACCUGAUAAGGACACACCCGUAUUUCUGCCCAGUGAUCCACCUCUGGCCUGGUUGUUGGCUAAGAUGUGGGUUCGUCAUGCUGAAUUCCAGGUCUUUCAGUUGUUGUCUCAUCUGCUGCGCACACAUUUGAUGGUAGAAGUGAUCUGUGUGGCCACACUACGGCAGCUGCCAGCUGUUCACCCCAUAUAUAAGCUCUUGACUCCACACUUGAGGUACACGCUGGAGAUUAACUGUCGUGGCAGAACACAGCUCCUCUCUCCAGAGGGCAUCUUCAAAAGGGUGGUGUCCACAGGUGGAGAAGGUCUCUUGAUAUUGGCUCAAAGGGAGUAUAAAGUUCUGACCUAUCGCUCUCUUCAGCCUAAAUUUGACUUCUUGGACAGAGGGGUUACUAAAGUGAAAGGCUAUGUUUACAGAGACUACUCUCUGAUGCUGUGGGAUGUGAUUCAGAAUUUUGUUUCAGGAAUUGUUUCCCUGUACUACCAGUGUGACAGUGACGUGCAAGAGGACUCUGAGCUUCAGGCCUGGAUUCAUGAUGUGGCUGUGGAAGGCUUUGUGGAUGUUCCUGAAUUUGGCCUGGCCAGUGAUAUGAAGACAAAAGAGGAGCUGAUCACUCUGUUAAGUGUGGCGAUCUUCACCAGCACAGCACAACAUGCUGCCACAAACAACGGACAGUUUGACUGGUGCGCUUGGGUACCCAACACCCCCUGCACCAUGAGACACCCCCCACCAAGAGAUAAAGAUGCAGUGACCAUGGAAAUGAUUAUGGACACGCUGCCCGACAUCAGCCAGUCCUGUGUGCAGAUGGCCAUCACAUGGCAUUUGGGCCGGGCACAGCCUGAUGCGAUCCCAAUGGGCCAGUAUGUGGAGCAGUACUUCACUGAACCCGCUGCUUUGAAGGUGAUUGACAAAUUCAGGAAAGAGCUGAAAGAACUGGAGGACAAGAUAAUGGCCCAGAACGAGGGACUCGAACUUCAGUACCUUUACCUUUGUCCAAGCCGCAUGGAAAACAGCAUCACUAUUUAGAGACAAAACAAACACUACCUGACAAAAGUCGUCGCCUAUCCAAGUAUUAGGAGCAGCAAAUAAUAACUUGACUUCUAGGUGAUCAUUUGGUAUCAGAUGUGGCUUAUAUGAAAGGCAAAGGCCUCUAGAUUACACUUAUUUUACCAAAAAAAAACAUGAUCCUGCCUUGAUUUUUAAUUGUUUAAUUAGGACAGUAAGGUCUGACUUUGCUUGGACAGUCUUGUUGCGUAAUGUGCAGAAAUAAUGUCAAAGAAAGCGUUCUUGCAGGACUCCUCGAAUCAUCAAGAUUCUUUGAAUUCAUCUUCAAUGCCUUCUCCUUCAUCUUACCCCAGACAUGCUCAAUGAUGUUCUUAUCUGGUGACUGGGCUGGCCAAUCUUGGAGCACCUUGACCUUCUUUGCUUUCAGGAACUUUGUGGAGGCUUAAGUAUGAGAAGGAGCGCUAUGAAGAAUAAUAGCACAGAAUCUUCUGCCAAAUCUACCUUCUGCCACUUUUCCAAAUGAUCAAUUAGAAGUCAAGUUAUUAUUUGUUGCUAUUACAACUGGGAUCGACGGCAAUUCUUUUGUCAGGUAGAGUACAUGUAAAUACGCAUUUGUACCAUCUUUUCCAGUCAAUGACUUGCUCAGCAAUGGGAUCUAUCACAGCAUGUGUCAAAAUUGUAAUAUAUAUCAUUUGAAACUUUGUAAAGCAUCAGUACGUAAAGCUUUUUUAUAUUCACUUUAGUGAACCGUUUUUUUUAGUUUGAUUUUAAACUAAUAAUGUGCAUUGAACUGUUUGAACGGAACUUUCUAUGAGCUGUUUCUGUGUAUAUUUUACCACUGUAUGCAUCAGCUUUAGAAAACACACGUUUUAUAUUUAAUACAUUUUUGUUUCAGAUGCAGACAAUGCAUCAUCACUAAACUUUAAUCUGUGUACAUAUGCAUGCAUUGGCUUUUCAUUUGUCCAUUACAAAUAAAGAUUUUUGUUAACACUUUAGGUCACAAUUUAUUUUAUUAACUACUCGCCUAUUACCUGCCUAUUAUUAAGAUAUUAACUGUUCAUUAGUGGUUAUGAAGUAUGAUCUUAUUCUGCAUCCCCAAUUCUUCCCAUAAACUAAACUCAGCUUCUACCUUACUAUGAAUAAACAGUUAAUUAGUUGUUUAUUAAGGUAGUAGUGUUAGUUAAUGGUUUGUUAAUAUCGUGAAGUAUGACCUAAAGUGUCACCAGACAUUUUUAUUUAAUAUUUUAGUGUUGUAUUCUUAUUUUACUUGUAAUAUUUUCCUGCAUAUCUUUAUCUGUGGACACCAUUCAUUAAAAAAUUAUAAAUCA
Danio rerio (zebrafish) is the source of this 3534-nucleotide messenger RNA. RefSeq names its product arachidonate 12-lipoxygenase (gene alox12). Gene Ontology annotation, cellular component: cytoplasm. Gene Ontology annotation, molecular function: metal ion binding; iron ion binding; oxidoreductase activity, acting on single donors with incorporation of molecular oxygen, incorporation of two atoms of oxygen. Gene Ontology annotation, biological process: lipid oxidation. NCBI's taxonomy places the organism in Eukaryota, Metazoa, Chordata, Actinopteri, Cypriniformes, Danionidae. The record is from RefSeq and is marked validated.